UUAAAGUUUGAGGUUAAAAUUCAUGAUCAAUGUGCUGGGAAGUGUGCGUAUUACAUUAUGAAACGGAAUAUAAAGACGUUAACGUUUUGGUACUUCUUAACAUUUCUUAGGACGUAUGCAUGUAUAGAUGUCGUCCUUUCAACGGACCGUGAAUUUGCCACAGAAAAUUCAACGUUGACAUUCAGUUGCUCAACAGCGACACACUAUGAAGUAGUCAGUUUCUCAAACAAUUCAAUUUCCAUUGAUCAGAUACGUUAUUAUAAUGGUGUUUGUGAAACGGCAAUUACAAGCGCGUCUUGUUCCUGUGUAAACCUCACGACGUACAUGUGUACAACAAACACUCUAACUAGAUUGAAUAACAAUGAGCAAUGGCAAUGCAUAGCAAUUCGGAAUGGCUUUGGAAUUAAAAGCAAUCCUGUUUAUAUCGUUGUGAAAGUACCAAUUAGAUUGGCUACAAUAAGCCCUGACUUGCUCGAUCCAAUGACAAUUACCGAAGGUGAUACAAUGCGGCUCACAUGCGAGGCACCACACGGUAUACCUGUGGCAAAUAUCAGCUGGUACAUGGACAAUAAAACAGAUUGCUACUACGGCGAUGAUUAUAUCUUAAAUUAUUCGAAUCUUGAGGUUACUGAAAAUAGUGACAGAACAUACACCACUGAGAGCACCCUAACGUACACUGUAAGCAGGGAAAAACACGGCAUAGGGGUGUAUUGCAAUGCAAGUAAUGAAGGGAACCACCAAGUAUCGAGCAAAACGAUCCGUUUUAACGUAAGAUACCUACCAGAGAAGCUCGUUUACAUAAAUGGUCACCAAAGUUAUGGAGCUUUCUACAUGAUUCGGAAUUCGGCCACAAAACAGUAUCUGCAGUGUUCUGUUCAUGGUGGAAAUCCCCUCGCAAACCUGUCAUGGUCCUGUUACAAUGGCACUCAGACUGACAUGAAAACUCCAUCCAGUGCUGUCAGCAAUGUGUCUUGGUUUGCUGGUGAAUGGAAUGAAUCGACGUGUACCUGCCUCGCCUCUCACGUUCUUGGGUGGUCUCAGUUGCAUGCAGUGUCCGUUCACGUCCUGUUUCAACCGACUCUAAUAAAAUGCAAGGUCGGUACAGAAACACUGUCCCCGGGUAUUCUAAACGUCACAAUAUUUUCAAAUGUUACAUUAACUUGCGAAAGCCUCGGCAAUCCUAAACCAAACAAUUUCACCUGGAUAUGGCCAACAAAUAAUAUAUCUACAGGACAACUGCUAUCGUUCAGAAAUAUUCAACGUUGGAUUCAAGGAAGUUACACCUUGUUGGUCGAAAAUGUUAUGAGCCCGAGCAUUGGACCGACCGUCAAGGGAUAUGCUAAUGCAUCAUUUGACAUGCAUGUUCAAUAUCACCCAGUCAAACCUCACUUCAAAUAUGAAACAAAUAACAUGAUUAUAACAUCGAACAGCAUUUCGGUAAUAAGGAAUGAAGAAAUAAGCAUUGCCUGUAUUACUGACGGAAAUCCGCCACCAACUUACACUUGGUCAACAGGACAUGCGGGGAAAAUACUCACUACAGCUUUCACCAGUGAUACAUACGUAUCAUGUGAAGUUUCCAAUACAUUAUACCCUAGUGGUUACCAAAGUAAUCAAGCUACGGACGAUUCAAGUAUCAAAAUAAACGUUUUAUAUCCGCCAGGUACUCCUGUUUUAUCGAUUUAUUCAACGUGCAUAAAAAACUCUACGUUAGAACAAAAUGUUCUUCGAGUAUUAGAACUUGAUCGAGUGAGAGUGGAAUGCAUUGCGGCCGGAAAUCCGGAGCCCACUUGCCAAUGGACCAAUCAUUCACAAUCGUGUACACUUGAUAUUACAAAAGCCUCUAAAGAUGACACAGGAACUUAUGUUUGCCUAGCUUCCAACACAAUGAACACAUCAUACGGAAGUACAGUUGUGGGACGAAAUAUUUCAUCGUUUUAUCUUGAUAUACUGUAUCCCCCAAAAAUAACAAACCGUAUUGCAUCUGUUGAGGUCCUUGAGGGUUUUAACUUCAGUUUCACUUGUGAAGCAGAGCCGGGAAAUUCAAAAGAAACAUCUUAUUAUUGGACAAGAAAACAACUGCCUGGAAUAAAUACAUUUGAUCAAUACCUCAUCAUACAGAAUAUUUCUCGAGCUGAUGAAGGCAUAUAUACAUGUCUUGCACAAAAUGUAAUGAAACCGACUGGAUGUACGGCAAUUGACGGAAGCGAUGUGAAAAAUGUUACUAUCGAUGUCCAAUAUAAGGCUUCAAUCCUAACGUUUACUGCUAUGAAUACUACGAAUACUACAGUUCACCAUGGGGAUGAAGUAAGGUUUGUGUGUGAAGUAGACAGUGACCCACCUGCUGAUAUCAGGAUAUUAUCAAAAAAUGGAUCGAUUUUAAAGAUUAUUAAUGGCAAUAAUCUGUUAACUUAUACAAAGAACAGUUCAUGCUUAGAGGACAUUGGUCUGUUUAUAUGUAUAUCAGCAAACAAGCAUAACCGUGGACAACCCGACAAAAGAAACGUCUCAGUAGAUGUUAAAUGUUCACCUUUAUAUCGACCAAAUUACUUUCAAAAUUCAACUUUCAAAACUAGACCGGGAACAAAGAUAGAACUUCAUUUCAGUGUAUUUUCGAACCCUCCACCAACCCAGUUUAUAUGGACAAACAUUUCAAACAGUAUGCAACUUCCGAUUGACACAACAUCUGACAGAGUUAUUAUCAACACUUCAGAUGACAUGUCAUCUUCUCUCAUUAUAACAAGCGCGGAACCCUGGGACUCCGGCAAUUACUCUGUAAGGGUUGAAAACGAAAUUGGCAGCAUGGUCGAAAGGUUUCACAUUGUUGUAGACAGUAACCCUGAGCCUGACGGUGAAACCUAUACGUCACCCACUUCUGACAAUGGUACUGGAUCAGUGGUAGGAGGUACAGUCGGGGCUGUGAGCUUUGUGGUAGCUGUAGCAAUUCUUAUUGCUAUUUUCUUCUAUAAAAAACGGCAAUGUCAUCACGACGGUGACCGACGAAGAGAUGGAAGUGCCUUGAAAGAUGAUACCCGAUACGAAGAUCUUACAAUGGCUUACACAAGAACGCCUACCGAUUAUUCUGACCUUGACUUCCGAUGUAGAACCGGAAUUACUACAAUGCAAACUAAAACUAAGGAGAGCGAUGUAUACGAAAACUUAAAACUGACACCAACCAAAAGUAGUGCGUUGACAUAAACGUUAAAAUUGGAAAAGUACAUCUCUGUCGUUUUGAUUUUUGAUGUUGUGUGCCACUUAUAUUGUGAAUGGUUGGAUCUUGGUUAGAUUGCUAUCCAAACUGCCUGUGUUUUAAAAAGUGAAUAUUCAAUUCAAUUUGGAAUUGGUUCCCUUUAUAAUUACGUCCUCAUAAUAAAUGUAAUAUUUAUUCUUAUAAACAUCAGUUAUUUAGAAGUAUAUGGUAUUUUCAA
This is a messenger RNA of Mya arenaria, 3425 nucleotides long. RefSeq names its product hemicentin-2-like. Gene Ontology annotation, biological process: cell-cell adhesion. Gene Ontology annotation, molecular function: cell adhesion molecule binding. The record is from RefSeq and is a predicted model, not a curated record. The transcript is spliced from 14 exons. Gene Ontology annotation, cellular component: cell-cell junction. The coding region runs from base 58 to 3195 and encodes 1045 amino acids. NCBI's taxonomy places the organism in Eukaryota, Metazoa, Mollusca, Bivalvia, Myida, Myidae.